Molecule: messenger RNA, 1275 nt
Organism: Ricinus communis (castor bean)
Lineage: Eukaryota; Viridiplantae; Streptophyta; Magnoliopsida; Malpighiales; Euphorbiaceae
Product: protein INAPERTURATE POLLEN1
Exons: 1
Coding region: 239-1063 (274 amino acids)
Biological process (GO): DNA-templated transcription
Molecular function (GO): sequence-specific DNA binding
Source: RefSeq, a predicted model, not a curated record
UGCAUCUGGCAUGGUUUAUUCAAUUGAGAAAAAAAAAAGAGAAACCCUUGGAACAUUUUCCGCAAAUCCUUGUAUCCAACCUAGAUCCUUGUAUUAAAAUAUCCGAACCAUCCAUUUUCCCUCCAAAAUCCAUUCCCGUAUCUCAUAUCUCUCUUCAAACCCAUCAAGAAUAAAGAUUCCUCUCACUAAUUAACACCACCACUACCAUCUUCUUGUUCUUCAAGAAUCAUCCAUCGAGAUGCCAAACCCUUUCUCCAUCUUCUCUAUCAGCAAGAGGCCAUCAACAAUUCCAUUUAAAGAAUACUACACAGACUGGUUCAACACUCUCAAGAACCCACUCCUUCCACUGCUGCAUCAAACCCUAUGUUCUCCUUCCUCUCCAGCACUUCUCUCUUCCCAUUUUAACCUCCUUCUCCACCACUUACUCUCUUACUAUGACUCUCUUGAUCUUGCUGUAACCACUGACCCGAACAAUCUGCCCUACCUUCUUUUCCCUUCUUGGAAAAACUCCCUUGAGAAACCCUUUCUUUUUCUUGGUGAUCUUCACCCUUAUACCUUCACUAACCUCAUUCGGUCUUUUCUUGAUCAAGAAAACAAUUCUGAUGAUGAAAAUAUCAGGGAUGUGGUUUUUGAUCGUCCUUGGCCAGUCAUAAUGGCCUGGAAAGACCCUUCAAGGAAUUUGAUAAAUAAGAUUGAACAAAUUGAAUGUGGGUUGAGGUUAAUUGUGCCUGCUCUUAUGGAUAGGUAUAAAAGGGCACAAGCUGGUUUUGUGGGUAGACUUGCAGAGGAUUGGGUUGCUUUUGAUGGAAAGAAGGAGAAAGUUGAGAUUAGGGAGGCAAUGAAGGUGGAAAUGGAGGAAUUAGUGAGUGUCUUCAUCGAUGCUAAUAGGUUAAGGAGAAGUGUAAUAUCUGACAUUGUUGGUGCAUUAAAUUUGUAUCAAGGGGCUGUGUUUGUUGAAGGUUUAGCCCAAUUUCUUGUUGGGUUUAAAGAACCUGAUUUGCUUCGUGAAUUUGAGAAGUGCAAGAUUCCUAUUAGUGAUCGAGUUCGAAGAAAUGGGUUUUGAUUCUAAUUAUCUUUUGUUAAUUCUGGAUUCUGCUACCAUCUUAGCUUUGUAUUUGGUUUCUUGUCUGCAGGAGAAUUUACCAAUGUAGUCACUGUAAUGUAGGAAGUGAUACUUGAAUUUGCAAACAUUCAGUGGCUUGAAUUUGUAACCGUAGUUUAUAAUGGACAACAAUGCCAUGGAAUUAAUUGUCAUUUAUUAUAAUCUCUACUUGU